GCGAUUAAUAGAUCCCCCCUCCCUCCCCCCCCUCUCCCUCCCCCUCCUCUUGCGCGUUUUUCCCCUAUUGUUUGCAGAUCUUGCAUUUCUACUCGUUCUCUGCCCGUCGCGAUUUCCCCUUUCUCGCUGGUGAUUAGCCUGGUGGGCAACCAAGCCAGGCAAGCUGGAUUCUCCGUCUUCAGUUAUGGAGCCUGUCUUGGACAUGGGUGCUUUUGCGGGGGUUGUUGAUGCCACGUGCGGUGCUCUUCUCCGGGAGUUACAGCACAUCUGGGAUGAACUCGGCGAAUCGGAUGCUGACCGGGAUCGCAUGCUGCUAAAGCUGGAGCAAGAGUGUUUAGACGUGUACAGACGGAAGGUUGAUGAAGCAAAUCGCCAGCGUAUCAGCAUUCAACAGGCAGUUGCUGACGGCGAGGCUGAAGUUAUGGCCAUCUGCGGAGCGCUAGGGGAAAGAUACGAACCGUUGGAGGGACGUGUGGGCAAGGAGCCUCUCAAGCAGCAACUAGCGGCGGUGAAGCCAAGGCUCGAGAAGCUUCGAGCGAAGAGAGAUCUGAGGGUGAGGGAAUUCACGGAGGUUCAAAUUCAUGUUGCGAGGAUUACUGCGGAGUUGUCGGGCGGUAUUCCGCCUGUUGAAAUCGAGCCUAUUGGUCAAGCCGAAUUGGAUCUUACAGCGAACAUGUUGGAAGAAUUACAACAGAAAUUGCAGGACCUGCAGCGUGAGAAGAGUAGCAGGUUGGACAAAGUGUUGGAGCACGUCCAGAUGGUUCAUGACCUUUGUUCCGUACUGGGUCUUGAUUUCACAGACACUGUAAUGAGCAUCCACCCUAGUUUGGACGGGACUUCGACGAACAAGAGCGUUUCCAGCGAGACGCUAGAACUCCUUGCCAAAACUGUUCAGGACCUCAAGGAAGAGAAGACGAGACGUAUGCAGAAGCUAUCUGAACUCGGCGCUACAAUGGUCGAGCUAUGGAGUCUGUUGGAUAUCCCUGAAUGUGAGCAACAACCUUUUAUGAGCAUAGCUAUGAACAUUGCGAUGAACGAGACGGAGAUGGUUCACCCUGGUGCUGUCAGCGUCGACGUGCUCAAAGCGGCGGAGCUGGAGGUCCAAAGAUUGGAAGCUGUGAAGCAAGGGAAGAUGAAAGAGCUUGUCUCGAAAAAGCGAAGAGAGCUUGAUGAGAUCUGUGCGAAAUCGCAUAUCAUUCCUCCGGAGAACACGUGUGAAGAGCGCACGUCAGCCAUUAUCCAAGCAGGUGUUGUGGAUCCCUCGGAGUUGCUGAGCACCAUCGAAGAGCAGAUUUUCCAUGCGAAGGAAGAGGUGGCAAGUCGAGCUGCAGUUCUCAGCUUGAUGGAGAAGUGGAAAAAUGCCUGCGAGGAGGAAAAGUGGCUCGAGGAGUAUAACAAGGACGAGAAUCGCUACACGGCGAGCCGGGGAUCACAUCUUCAGCUAAAGCGUGCUGAGAGAGCCAGGGCUAUGGUUGGGAAGAUCCCACAAUGGGUUGAGAAUUUGACGAAGGCCGUAAAGCAAUGGGAAGAGGAUCAUAGCCGAGUCUUCCUUUACGAUGGUGAGAGAGUUCUCAAUAUGAUGGAAGACUAUCGUAACAAAGUCCGCACCUUAGAGGCAGAGAAAAGGCGGCUUCGGGAUCAGAAGAAGCUUCAAGAGGCGCAGGCAACAGAACAGGAGAUGCUCUUCGGAACUUCAAGUCCGAACCGCUCAUUGCAAAAGCAAAAGAGAAUUCAACGUGCAGGCUCAGUAGGGAGCCAAGCAGGUCGAAGGCUCUCCAUGGGAGGGGCAAUGCUUCUAACAUCCCCACACUCCCUCGACGCCGGCAACUCGAUUAGGAACCUGGGGAUUGGGGUGUGUGGAGGGGGCAGUGCAGUGUUAGGUGCCCAGACCCCAGCUCGGCCAGGGACAGCUGGUAGGGAGGGGAGGAGUACUACACCAGCAUCGCGAGCGAGACCAGUUGCCCCCGUCAAUUAUGUUGCGCUGGCUAAUAAUCCGCCGCCGGCUACUUUUGUGCAGUCCGCGGCCGCUGAUUCAAUUGCAUCCGGAAAUGGUGUAGCGGGGAAGAAAAUCGGUGGUCGAGGCGAGCGUGGAAUGUCCAUGACUCCGGUUGCAUUGAAUCGGCUUUUUUCUGAGGAUGGGGAGGUGCCAUCUCCGCGACGGCUGCCUCUCACCUCUUACAACAUUCAUGUGGAUGAAAACGGGGUGACUGCAGGGGGGUUGCUAAUCAACGGUGGAGGUUCCUUGCUAGGUAACAGCCCGAGCAAGGGCUCAUCUUUGAAGAUAGACGGUUCCAACGUUAUUUCUGUCUCACCAAGUUCGGCUUUGGCAGGGGAGAACAACCCAUCAGCAAUCUCAUCACGGCUUGUGGAAGAUCGGAAGACCACGUUGGCAGCUCAUGCCGAUAGCAGGCAUCAUAGUGUAAACUGGUAUGGGGGAGUCAAUUAGGUUUAUCUUGUGCCCUCCCUGUACCUACUCGAUGGGCAUGAAGCUCGCGGAGGAGAGGAUGGCCUGCGUAUUGUGCUGCUGAGCGCGUGCUGCGAUCAGGAUAGAAUAGAUGGUUUGCGACUGAGGCGAGGACCCUUCGGCGAUCAGUUUACCUGGGUGUACAUCUCUAAUUGUCUAAGCGAUCACUCCGUAAAUCGUUUCUGCAUAGGAGGAACAAGGAGACUACCCCGGUUUUGCCCGUCGCUUUAUUGCCCAGUCACACGACGUUAAUCUCCUCAGGUAUAGUCAACAUGACAUGCAGUGGUUGCUUGAGGAGCUACGCAGGGCGCCUUUCUGACUGGUUGUGAAGGCGGAGCUGCUAAUACAGUGGCACUCGCACUACUCCCUGCUUGAAGUAAUCUCUCUCUCUCUCUCUCUCUCUCUCUCUCUCUCUCUCUCUCUCUCUCUCUCUCUCUCUCUCUCUCUCUCUCUCUCUCUCUCUUACACGAGAGCAAAUGUGGGAGGAUUCUCGCAGGUGCAGCACACUGUGUGGAGGAUGAUAAGCAUGAUACCCUUACUGAAUGACUCAGCUUGGUUCGCUCUAGAAUUGUGGGGGCAUAUCUGCUGAUUGUCAUCAUGCUCGACCGAUGAAGACAGGGGACAGUGGCAAUUGAUGGUGGUCAGCCGUUGUUUUUUUCUUCAUUUGGCCGGAUUGACCAUUUUCAUGUUGUCCAUGGCAUCCGACAGGAUAUAUCCAUAGCAGACUGUAUCGAUGGAUUGGUGGCACACCAUUGCGUGGAGUCGAGUAACAAGCAGUGUGCUUGCGGACCAAGUGCUAAAGUGUACAAGGCGUCUUUUCUGAUGAUGGUGGGAAGCCUUAUGCCUCUUCUUGAUUUCGAAAUUAAAAUCGGUCAGGAGCUGGCGUAUAGAGAUAUGCUUGCGAAUGUUGGUUAUCAUGUGCUCUUUUGCUCUCAUCGUUUAGCUCAUCUUCAGAAUGUGGAUCUGUAACGAGGACUAGAGAGGGGAGUCUUCCUCUUGUCUAAGGUGAAACCGGACAUUUUCUGGCAGAUUGUGCAUGGCGGUCUUUUGUCUAGCCAAGCAAACUGCGAAUACAAGACCUUGUAGUGUCUAGCAGCAUAGUAUCCUCUUCAGGCUUCUGGAUCCAGGAAUGGACCAUUGUCAUCCGGCUGUUUUCUUCCGAGCUGGAGCUACGGCUGCCUUCGAGUGAGUAGAGACGAGCACAGCAGAUCUCCGGGCCUCUCCCCCCGUCGUGAACCACCUGCUUCUUCUACUGUACUAUGUAGUAUGCGUAUGUCAGUGCUGGCCUUUAACGGCCCUUUUGUACAUAACCUUGUUGGACGAUGCCGUUCGGGAGAGGGAAGAUGUGUUCAGUGGCCGGCCUUGGAAGCGUGCCUUCGUCUAGAGAGGUCAUGGGCAUGGCAUGUCUCGUGUUGACAGCCGUGGAGGGAUGGCCGCAUUACAGACGCUUGCAGUGUAUUCCCUCCUCGAGGGUGGUUACGGUAUUUUGAAUCAGCGCUCGUGGCAGCCCUAAUUGAAUCACCCUAGGGAAUGAUAGUCAACUUGUCAAGUGAUUUGCUCAGGACAAGUCCUGCCAGGAGAGUCACUUGAUGUAGUGUUUGCCUAUAUGACAGGCGUGUAUCGAUCGUUGAUUAGUACUAACCCUAGUAGCAGAGAUGUAGGUCGAUUAUUUGGGAUCUGAGAUUCAAUCAGGGACGGAUGACUUGGCAUCAGACGGUGGGAGAAUAAGGGAAGCCCUCCCAUCUGCACACACGUCAUCUCCAUUUUUUUCGAGUGUUGUAAUGGUGCACCGAUGUGCAUGUUCUUCUCGAGUAAAACUAAGAUUCAAUA
Molecule: messenger RNA, 4294 nt
Organism: Chara braunii
Lineage: Eukaryota; Viridiplantae; Streptophyta; Charophyceae; Charales; Characeae
Source: the annotation of a GenBank genome assembly